CUAACUAUUAGUUUUUUGUUUAUGUUGGGACGUCGGAAAAAUCGGCUGUUUUCCCGUGGUGUCCGUCUGCCAUGAAAAGCUGCUAAAAAGCUAAAUAUAAAAAUCAGCGCAGCGCGCGGCCAGACACUCGUUCGCUGCAUUGUUUUCCCAUAUGCCGACGGGAAAUAUGUGAGUCGAGUGGAAAAAAAAACGCAUCUUCUGUGUGUGUAUAUAUAUGGUGCGCAAGUGUUGGUGUUGGUGUUUGUGCAAUGGUGCAAUGGAAAAAGUCAUUAUUAUAAAUGAAAACGAGUGAAAUGUACAACCAACAACUCCCACUUGUACGUGUGCGGGGUGCGCAGUGAAGAAGGGUGUUUACCGUUUGCUUUUGCGUCGGUGUACGUGCCAGAUAAAGACUCGAAUUUCUGACUCGGAGGAUAUUAGUGUCAACGCAAUAGCCUAAUAUGCAUGCACGUCCAUUAAUUACGCCAAAGGUCAGAAGUUACAGGACCCAAGGAGCAAUAAUAAUGCUGUAAGACGUCGGCCCAAAGCUAGAGCGAGAUAGGGCGAGCUAAAUCGUGCGCUGGUGUGAGUGCGUGGUAGAACAAAGAGGACGAAGAAAACACGGCUGGGCGAAUUCGCCGCAAGGCGAAUUGAGUUUGUUCUAGGAAUCAACAAAAGGGGUAAUCCCCAUAAACUAAAUAAUCCCAAGACUGUUAACAUAUAGCGGCCGAUAACCAUGUCAGCGGCGGAACUGGAGGCGGAAGCUUCCUCGCCAGAACAGCAGGCACAGCAACAGCAGGCCCAGCAAGGACAACAGAGCAAUGAAACCACAUCUACAACAAACACUGCCAUCGAGGAGACUGCUCAGUACAACAACAACGAUGACAUCGUCGACACCCAGAUGCCCCUGGCCAACAUGCAGAUGCAGCAGCAACUGGAUGGAAGUAACAGCAACGGAAUCACAGGACUCGGCAUGAGCCUGAUGAACUCGUCGCCGCCACCGCACAGCUAUCGCCAUUCGAGGGCCUAUCGCCACUUCAAGAACCCGCCGCAACCUCACAUGUGCAUCCGCACCACCACGGAAGCGGGCGAGGAGCUAUUCAUCAAUGUCCUUAGCUGGACACGCAUCGUGAUACCACAGGAGCCCAGUGAUCCGAUACCCCUCUACGGUGGCAUGCGAGUGCCACCUGGUAGCCCACGUAGUCCUCCCAUUGUGUUUGCGGUCAUGGCCAAUCCAGAGGUCCUCAAAGAUUCUGGACGACACAGCAAGGAUCCAGAGGAGCGGCGCGCUAUGGUUGAGCUAAUGUGCGACUUUGUGGAGGCUAUGAAUCCAGGCGUGAAACUAGUCAGAAACGCCCUUAUACUUAAGGAUCGCGACAUUUCUGGCGAGCUCAAGGAUGUGUGGAAUGCCGUGCAGGCGCAACGUGAUCGGGAGCGCGAGGAGCAGAUGCUGCAACAGCGCCAGCAACAGCACUACCAGAAUAUCACCACCCAACAGAUGUUUCCCAAGUCGCCGGAUGCUGUACGGGCAGCCAGUGCUUCAGGUGCGGCUAUGAUGGAGGGCAACUCGCCACCUGCUGGCCUCGGAGAACCGUUGCUGGCGGAGCAGGGCAAUGGGAAUACUCCCGGCAAUGGCAUCACCCUGGCUGUGUUUGCCCAGCAGCUGGAUAACAAAGUGGCCAGCGAACAAUCGGAGCAGGAGCCAUCGGAACAGGAGUCGAGGCCGCUGGAAGAGGCUUGUGUGGAUCAAACGGAUGCUGGCAGUUCGGUGAAUGGAUCAACUCCAAGUCCACAAGCUGUGGCGGAACCAGAGCCCGAAGUGAAGGCCGCUGAACCAAAGGCCACUAAUGGAACAGCAGCUCCUGCUUCGGUGUCGGCUCCUGUUCCUGCCGCCACUCCAGCCCCUGCUCCAGCACCCAUUACCCCACCUGCCGCGCCUGCCAAGAAGGAGAAACUUGGCGGAUUCUUGCCAAACGGUUGCAUCUUCCCGCGCUUCAAGAACAACAAAAACAAGGACAAGGACGGCAGCAGUCACAAGGAGGGCAAGAGCAAAGAGAAGACCCUGCUGAAUGCCCUGAAAAAGAGCAAGGAGAAGAAGGUGGCGCCCAGCGAGCAGCCGACAGAGAAGGCGAACGCAUCCGACAACGGCACCACCCAGUACGAGAAGAACUGCAUCAACAAUUUGGAGUGCGAGGUGCAGAAGCUGGACCUGAACAGUGGCUCCAACGGGGACAACGGGAUGUUCAUCAAGCUGAAGGUGGCACCCAAUAAUGCCACAGCGGCAGCGGCUGCCAAGUAGAAAUAAUCCUGAAUUUACAAAAAAAAAGAAAAACAAAAUCUUGUAGGUAAGUGGGAGCUGGAAGGUGGAUCUUCUGGCUACCCGUUAGGGCUUAGAGUCGUGGAUAGAGUCGUGUAGCAUAUACAAGAUUUAUAUAUACAAAAUAUAUAUACACUCACACAGACAGAGAAACACACACACAUCCAAGCAUUUACACAGUUGGUCAAUUUUUUUGGAUAAAUAACCAGAGACUCUUUGGAAAAACCAAGUUAAUACAAAGCACAGAUCGAUCGAGAUGAUUAACUAACAGUUGUGCCAUGUUGCUCCAGCUCAUAGACGUUUGUAGAGACGAGAACAAAGCUCCCAGGAUCUUCCCCCACGGCAUUUAACUGAGAAAUGAUAAACGUAUUUACAUAGUUCAAUAUAUAUGUGUAUGUCUCGCAUACAGUUUUGCCUUAUAUACAACAACAACAACACAGAAAAAAUAAUAUAAAGCCCAAGAGUAACUCAUGCGCCAAACGAACAUCCACUAGCACAAGCUAGCCUAGCACUCCAUUCCUGAUACACACCACCCUCAUCUCAUCUCAUCUCAUCUCAUCUGGUCCUCCAUGUAAAAGUAUUACGAUUCAAGCACCCAAAUCCUGGAUCGAUUGAUCUCCAAGCUUUGAAGUUGAGGGUUAAAACAACAGGCCAUCAGGUUAAAGGCCUGUUUUAAUUUUUAACUAACUAACUUGACUAACUUAUGUACCUUUGUAUACCCCCCAAGCUAAUGGAAGAGGUAUAUAGAACCCUAAAAACCUCCUUAAGUUUUUUUCCUAAAACUAUAUUCUUUUUUUUAAUUUUUUCUUGAGGUAUUUAUUUACUUGUCACUUGAUAUUGUUUAAAUGUUUUUAUUGUCUGUACUAACCCGAUCCCUCAACUUCAAACUAAACCUAAACCACGAAUCAUCCAAUACCAUAUAGAGUAUAUAGAAUAAACCUCAAAAAAAAAAUUCGAAAUAACAUUCGGGAAAAAAUAAAAAGUUUCAACUGCAAUAUCGGACUGAACAAUGCUGCCAUAUAAAAAAAAAUA
Molecule: messenger RNA, 3328 nt
Organism: Drosophila bipectinata
Lineage: Eukaryota; Metazoa; Arthropoda; Insecta; Diptera; Drosophilidae
Source: RefSeq, a predicted model, not a curated record